Molecule: messenger RNA, 1324 nt
Organism: Xylaria bambusicola
Lineage: Eukaryota; Fungi; Ascomycota; Sordariomycetes; Xylariales; Xylariaceae
Product: NMT1-domain-containing protein
Exons: 4
Coding region: 102-1139 (345 amino acids)
Biological process (GO): thiamine biosynthetic process
Source: RefSeq, a predicted model, not a curated record
AUAAUACCAGCGAAAGGACGUGCUUCUUUGACAUCCCCCCCUUUACCGACUCUCGCUCAAAGUUGUGCUAAUUCUUGCAGUAUCGCAAUCGAUCUGUCAACAUGUCCACUGACAAGAUCACCUUUUUGACCAAUUGGCAUGCUACGCCAUACCAUGCACCGCUAUUCCUAGCUCAGUCGAAGGGCUACUUCAAGGAGGAAGGAAUCAAGGUCGCUCUGCUUGAGCCCAAUGAUCCUAGCGAUGUUACCGAAAUCAUCGGCACCGGCAAAGUCGACCUGGGCUUCAAGGCUAUGAUCCAUACACUUGCGGCUAAAGCUCGUAAUUUCCCCGUUCUUUCGGUUGGCAGUCUUCUAGACGAGCCCUUCACUGGUGUCGUCUACUUGAAGUCCUCAGGUAUCACCCCGGACUUUCAGACCCUUAAGGGCAAGCGCAUCGGCUACGUCGGCGAGUUCGGUAAGAUCCAGAUUGACGAGCUGACCUCGCACUAUGGCAUGUCACCGUCGGACUACACUGCCGUGCGCUGCGGGAUGAAUGUCACUAAGGCUAUCAUCCAGGGUGAGAUUGACGCCGGUAUCGGACUGGAGAAUGUGCAGAUGGUUGAGCUCGAGGAAUGGCUCGCUUCCCAAGGCCGCCCGAAGACGGACGUUCAGAUGCUACGCAUCGACGAGCUCGCUGAGCUAGGCUGCUGCUGCUUCUGCUCCAUCCUGUAUAUCGGGAAUGAGGCUUUCAUCAAGCAGAACCCAGAUAAAGUCCAGGCGUUCCUGCGCGCCGUAAAGAAGGCCACAGACUUCGUCAUCGCUCAGCCCGAAGAGGCGUGGGCGGAGUACGUGGACUUCAAGCCCAUUAUGGGCACUGCUCUCAACAGAAAGAUCUUCGAGCGAAGCUACGCCUACUUCUCUAAGGACUUGAAGAACGUCAAUCGUGACUGGCAGAAGGUUACCGCGUACGGCAAGCGAUUGGGCGUACUUGAUGCUAGCUUCAAACCAAACUAUACUAAUGAGUUCUUGGACUGGACGCUUGGCACUGAUUCACAAGAUCCGACUGGCGAUCAGAAGAAAAUGGCUGAUCUGCAGAAGGAUGUCGCGGCUAAGGGCGGCUUCCAUAGACUCCAGGUAGGCGAGGUGACGGCUCAAACCUAAGAAGCCUCGUCUUCGUUGUGUUAAGACAUUGGGAGGGAUAGUUUCGGGACUGAUUUGAGGCUGCCUAAGAAUGAGCCUCCACUCGUUUUGCGGUACUUGUACCGAUUUCUGUAGUUCAUUCAGAUUAUCCCUCAAUUGGACUACAGUGGCAGACAAAUAACAAUACUAUAUCUGUCAAAUCAAUA